Hippopotamus amphibius kiboko is the source of this 5946-nucleotide messenger RNA. It is a transcript of the gene TMTC3, whose product is annotated as transmembrane O-mannosyltransferase targeting cadherins 3. The record is from RefSeq and is a predicted model, not a curated record. Lineage: Eukaryota; Metazoa; Chordata; Mammalia; Artiodactyla; Hippopotamidae. Gene Ontology annotation, biological process: protein O-linked glycosylation via mannose. The transcript has 14 exons. Gene Ontology annotation, molecular function: protein binding; mannosyltransferase activity. Gene Ontology annotation, cellular component: endoplasmic reticulum. The coding region runs from base 479 to 3361 and encodes 960 amino acids.
CCAUACCAUUUAGAGAUGCUAAAUUUCUUCUGGAUUCAAGAUAAACUCUUAGAUAAUUUUUCUGUUAAUUGAAAACUAUGCUUCUUCAAAAGGUACAGCUUAUUUCCUUUCUGAUUUGUUGGUUUCAAUUUAGCAUUUCUUUUAAAAAGCCUAAUGUAUUUUAAAGUUUUCCUGUCUAAUUCAAAAGAUACUUUAAUACCUUCCCAUAGGCACUUAUAUAUAGAUUCUUAUACAAAUCUUACAUCUGAUUUAAAGUCUCUGCCCUAUUCUUUUCUAUUCUGACCAGAACUCCUACAGAAAUAUCUCAGGCUCCAGAUCUUCUGGCUCUGUGAGUGAUAUAUUAAUUUCCUAUUGCUGCUAUAACAAAUUACCACAAAUGUAGUAGCUUAAAAUAACACAGAUUUAUUAUUUUACAGUUCUAGAAGACAGAAGUCCAAAAUGGGUCUCACUAGACUAAAACUGAGAUGUCAGUAGGGUUAUGGUCCUUUCAGAAGCUCUAAUGAAGAAUGUUUCUUUGCCUUUUCCAGCUUCUAGAGGCUGCUGUCAUUCCUUGGCUUGUGGCCCCCAGCCAGCCAUCAUAUCACUAUUUUGUCCACAAGUGCUUGUGGAAAAGAUGGCUGAUAUUAACCUCAAAGAAGUAACUUUAAUAAUAGGUGUGGUUGCUGCUUGCUAUUGGAACAGCCUCUUUUGUGGUUUUGUUUUUGAUGAUGUUUCAGCAAUACUGGAUAAUAAAGACCUGCAUCCAUCUACACCUUUAAAAACUUUAUUUCAGAAUGAUUUCUGGGGAACCCCUAUGUCUGAAGAGAGAAGCCACAAGUCUUACCGUCCCUUAACAGUAUUGACAUUUCGCUUAAAUUAUCUGUUUAGUGAACUGAAACCGAUGUCAUAUCAUCUCCUAAAUAUGAUUUUUCAUGCUGUGGUUAGUGUGAUAUUUCUUAAAGUCUGCAAACUUUUUCUGGAUAACCGGAGUAGUGUGAUUGCUUCUUUACUUUUUGCAGUGCACCCAGUACACACAGAAGCAGUAACAGGCGUUGUAGGAAGAGCAGAACUUUUGUCAUCUAUCUUUUUUCUAGCUGCAUUUUUGUCAUAUACCAAAUCAAAAGGACCAGAUAAUUCCAUAGUGUGGACUCCAAUUGCAUUGACAGUUUUUUUAGUGGCUGUUGCAACACUGUGUAAAGAACAAGGAAUAACAGUUGUGGGAAUUUGCUGUGUGUAUGAAGUAUUUAUUGCCCAGCGGUAUACUUUGCCAUUAUUAUGUACUACUGCUGGACAGUUUCUUCGUGGAAAGGGUAGUAUUCCAUUUUCUAUGCUGCAGACGUUAAUAAAACUCAUUGUUUUGAUGUUCAGUACACUAUUACUUGUUGUGAUAAGAGUCCAAGUUAUUCAAUCCCAACUUCCAGUAUUCACCAGGUUUGAUAACCCAGCUGCUGUAAGCCCAACUCCUACAAGGCAGCUAACUUUUAACUAUCUCCUUCCUGUGAAUGCUUGGCUUCUAUUAAAUCCUUCAGAGCUCUGCUGUGAUUGGACCAUGGGAACAAUACCACUUAUAGAGUCAUUUCUGGAUAUUCGAAAUCUUGCCACAUUUAUUUUUUUUUGCUUUUUGGGGGCUUUGGGAGUAUUCAGUCUCAGAUUCCCUGGUAAUUCCUCCAAGACUGUUUUAAUGGCACUUUGUUUAAUGGCAUUACCAUUUAUUCCUGCAUCGAACCUUUUUUUCCCAGUUGGAUUUGUUGUUGCUGAGCGAGUAUUAUAUGUUCCUAGCAUGGGGUUCUGUAUUUUGGUAGCCCAUGGAUGGCAGAAAAUAUCAAACAAAAGUGUAUUAAAAAAGUUGUCCUGGGUUUGUCUGUCUAUGGUGAUAUUCACUAAUGCCUUAAAAACACUCCACAGAAAUUGGGAUUGGGAGUCUGAAUAUACGCUGUUUAUGUCAGCCUUGAAGGUAAAUAAAAAUAAUGCCAAAUUAUGGAAUAAUGUGGGUCAUGCUCUGGAAAAUGAAAAGAACUUUGAUAGAGCUUUGAAAUACUUCUUACAGGCUACCCAUGUUCAGCCAGAUGAUAUUGGUGCCCACAUGAAUGUAGGAAGAACUUAUAAAAACUUAAAUAGAACCAAAGAAGCUGAAGAAUCUUAUAUGACAGCUAAGUCGCUGAUGCCUCAGAUUAUUCCUGGUAAGAAAUAUGCAGCCAGAAUUGCACCUAACCACUUAAACGUUUACAUUAAUCUGGCCAACCUGAUACGAGCAAAUGAGUCCCGACUGGAAGAAGCAGAUCAGCUGUACCGACAAGCAAUAAGCAUGAGGCCUGACUUCAAGCAGGCUUACAUUAGCAGAGGAGAAUUGCUUUUAAAAAUGAAUAAACCUGUCAAAGCAAAAGAAGCAUAUCUUAAAGCACUAGAGCUGGACAAAAAUAAUGCAGAUCUUUGGUACAACUUGGCAAUUGUUCAUAUUGAACUUAAAGAACCAAAUGAAGCCCUAAAAAACUUUAAUCAUGCUUUAGAAUUAAAUCCAAAGCAUAAGCUAGCAUUAUUCAAUUCUGCUAUUUUAAUGCAAGAAUCAGGUGAGGUUAAACUCAGACCUGAAGCUAGAAGACGACUUCUAAGCUAUAUAAAUGAAGAGCCACAAGAUGCUAAUGGUUAUUUCAAUCUGGGAAUGCUGGCCAUGGAUGACAAAAAGGACACUGAAGCAGAGAUGUGGAUGAAGAAAGCCAUAAAGUUACAAGCCGAUUUCAGAAGUGCUUUAUUUAAUCUGGCUCUUCUGUAUUCUCAGACUGCAAAGGAAUUAAUGGCUUUGCCAAUCUUGGAAGAGUUACUCAGAUACUAUCCUGAUCAUAUCAAGGGUCUCAUUUUAAAAGGAGACAUUCUGAUGAAUCAAAAGAAAGAUAUACUUGGAGCCAAAAAAUGUUUUGAAAAGAUUUUGGAGAUGGAUCCAACCAAUGUGCAAGGAAAACACAAUCUUUGUGUUGUUUAUUUUGAAGAAAAGGAUUUAUUAAAAGCUGAAAGAUGCCUGGUUGAAACAUUGGCAUUAGCACCACAUGAAGAAUAUAUUCAACGCCAUUUGAAUAUAGUCAGGGAUAAAAUUUCUUCAUCUAGUUUUGUAGAACAGCCAAUAUUCCCAACUGGUAAGACUUCAGGUGUAGAAGGAGGCAAAAUUCCAGCUGAAAAUGCAAAAGAAAUCAAAAGUCAGCCCAGACCCACACAGGUAAUAAAAACAAGUGAUAAUAAAAGUCAGUCUAAAUCCAACAAACAAAUAGGAAAAAAUACAGACAAAGAAACCCCCCACAAAACAACAAAAGAAAUCAAAGAAAUUGAGAAGAAAAGAGUUGCUGCUUUAAAAAGAUUAGAAGAGAUUGAACGUAUUUUAAACGGUGAAUAGCAUUACUCUUUAUCAUGUGACAAUGGUUUCAAAGAACUUCAGUCUAUAUCAUGUGGUUACUUAUACUGAGAGCUUUGAAAAAUAGCAAGGAUGCUAACAGUCUAUCAUGAGCUGCCUCUACGUAGGAUCAAAAUAAGAUUUUCAGUAAAGACCCUUUCAUUACCCCAGGGUAUGUAUUAUAUAUGACAGUAGUUUUUUUGAGUUUGGGUGACUAUAGCAGAAAUUACAGGUGGCAAAUUUGUAUCUUUUCUUAUAGAAGGAGGAUUCUUUCAGCAGAAUAAUAUUGACUACUCUCAAUUAAAAAUAAUCUGAGACCUGAAUGAUAAUCUCAUGGGGGCAAAUCUAACACGUGCUGGUUUAUUCUGUGAAUUCACAUUUAUUAGCUAACUUCAUUUUUCCGUUAACUAUUAGAAUCUGACUAUGGGUUAAAAACACUUACUGAACACAUUCUUUUUCUUCAGUAACCUAUUUAACCAAGGGAAUUUGCACUGCAAAAGAAUACUGGCUGGCUUUCUUUCUGUUGUGUUCUUUUUUGAUUUUAGAAGGAACACCAAAUGAAACAUUCUAAAAUAAGUCGUAUGACAUGUUAGCUUAAGAAUGUAUUUUCAUACCUGUGUGCUUGUUGUUAACUUCACUCUAAAUGGCAGUUUUUAAUCAGGCAAAGUUUUAAAUAUAUAUAUACACACACACAUACAUUUCUGAUGGUGCUCGUAUAUACUGUAUUUUCAUUUUUUUACAUACUGAGAGUUUCACAUCAUGAACUACAUAAUCGUGACUCUUCGAUUUUUAUUUCCCAAACUAUUCCUGUUUCUUAGGGUCAUAGUCAUAUUGAGAAGUCCCAGUAACUAUAACUUUAUUAAACUUUUGAGUUAAAACAUAGUUUCUCUUUCAUCAUAGUGUUAUCUUUCUAAUGUUACUUGAACUUUAAUUUUGUUUCCAAAAACAUACCUUAAUUAUUCUUAGAUACCUUAAUUACCUAAAUUGAGUCCUGUUUAACUGAAGGCAAAAACAGUGUGACAAAGUUUAUUUUUAAACACUAAGUUCUUAAUAUCUUGUUAUGGUGUAUAUUUUUAUUAAAUAUUUAUUUUGACUACUGAGCUUUCAUAAAAAUUUUAAUGCUGUUUUAAGUCCAUCAAGUAUGGAAAAUAAAUUACUAUUGCAUUUUUCUAUAUGUGCAUAUAUUAUGGUUUAACCAAAAUUUCGUCAUUUUUGGUCUGCUGUCCAGCUAGAAAAAAGACCUUUAGCCUAGUAUAGGAUUAACAAAGUAGUCAGUUGGUUUUAGCAAAUUUAAACCUGAAAAAUUUGAAGAGUAGAUACAAAUCAAAUUUAUUAAUUUAAAUCUGACUUUCUUCAUGAGUUAAAAUGCAUUUUAUAAUACCUAAUAAAGUUGGCUUUAAUUUAAAAUGUUAAAGCUCAAGCUAUCAUCUUGGGAUAGUAACUUCUAAUUAUGUAGCGUUUCAAAAACUGUAUUUCGAUUCCUUUGAGAUAAUUUAUUUCUAAUUAUGUUUCAAAAACCAUAUCCUGUAACUUUUUUCUUAAAGGAAUGUUUUAUAAAUAGGUCAUAAGAAACAGGGUCUGCAUUAAAGACCCACUCUUACUAGGUUCUCUGAGGCUCUGUCAGAGAUUAUUUUUUAGGCAAUAUGAAGCAAGCACUGACACCAGUGGUAGUUCAUUUUUGAUUCAUUAAAGCAAUACCUAAUUCCAGUUUUUAAAUUAUAGCUUUGUGACUCUAGAUAUAAGGUGGAGAAUACCUCAUUAUACUAUGACUUGAAAAAUGAAAUUGUUAUUGUUACAUUCUUUACACAUAUCUUGAGAAGAAGUUUGAGUUUGAUCUCUUCUGUUAUAAUGUCAAGUGAGGAUAGUUCAGAAAAGUAGAAGGAAAUCUUUUAUGACAGCAGACCGUAAUAAAAGCUUUGGAUAGUAGUUUAAUGAAAUUAUGUAACUAUUCAAAAGAUAAAAGAUAUAUUAGUAUUAUACAGUGAUUUUCAUAGAAAAAAAGGAUUUUCUCCAUAUUAGCACUUAGAACAGUGCCUAUCAUGUAGGAAGUGCUCAUAUUUUGAAUAAUUUAUUUAAAUUCACCCUGAGUAAUUAAUAAUUUUUCCAAAUCAGUGUUUCUCAAACCUCAUUUCAUAUUAGAAUCAAAGGCUCUCAGAGUGAUUCUAAUUUGUAGUGAGGGUUAAGGACCACUGCUCUAAAUUCGUUCAAGAAAAUCCUCUUAUCUCUUUUAUGUUAAGUUUUAAAUUAGUGAUAUAAUGCAAUUAAGUUUUAACUUCCAUUAAAGAAUGUGCUCUUCUGAUACCUAGUAUUUAUUCCAUCUUAAGUUCCAGCAAUCUUGCUUAUGUGUAAGAGAUUAUUUCUUCUCUUUAAAUUCAUAAUACAAAUUUUAUUCAAGCUGUUCAGGUGAAAAAGGCAAUGAAUAUUUUUUUCCUUUGAAUCUGCCAUUUGGAGGAAAUGGGGGGUAGGGACAUUUUAAUCCAGUUCACUAACCUGUGUUUCAGAGUUGUGAGCAUCUGUAAGUUUGUAAAAGAAAGCUUAUUAUAGGUUUAUAUACUAGUAAGGGGGUGUAGUUUUCGUUCUUGCUGUUU